AUACCGGAUGAGGAAGUGAUGAAGGUUUGUGUAAGAUGUCGUUUUAUUAUUAAGCUUGUUUCAGCCCGUACACAUGGCCGUGAUGGGAUGUAAAUGAUCGGCAUUAAGACUUAUUUGGGUUCCCUGCUAAGUUUACAUCGAAACUUUACUUUGCGGUGGUUCCAUCCUGACUCAUUUAGGGCAGUUUUAGGAGGUAAGUGUUUGACUUGAAAUCUGCUCUUCUGCCAAAAGACAGCUGCUAUGGAGAGAGCAGACACUAACACCAGUGGGGCUUAUUAACUAAAUAAUUAUUUGAGGUUCACAGAAAACCGAUUGCGAAUUGCUAAAUGUCAAUGCCUUGUUCAGCUUCUGGGCUCUGGAAAGAUAAAUAUGAUUUUUUUUUCUUUUUCUGUUUAAUAAUUUCUAGGCAAGUUUAGUCUAUAUGGAUGUUUAAUUUGGAUUUUUGGUGUGGCGUUCCUUCAGAUACACAUAUGGAUAUGAAUGGCCAAAUUUGGCACCUCUGCCAUUUCCCAUUCCUGAAGCCAGGUUGAACAAUGUAGACCAGAGAUAUGUGGUUUCAAAGUUAGCCAUCCUGGCCAUAAAUGAUUUAUAUCUGAUUAUGUCACCGUUGCCUUUAAAGGGGAGAGCACAACUUGAUCUCGCAAGUUGUUGAAAGAAACCACAUUGGAAAUGUCUGCAUCCAUGUGUGUCUUAAAGAGACACUCUAAAAACCAAAACAGCCUUAGCAUAUUAAGCAGGUUGGUGUAUAGAUCAUGCCCCAAGCAGUCUCACAGCUCAAUUUUCUGCCAUUUAGAAGAUAAAUCACUAUUGUUUCGGUUUAUGCAGCCCUAGCUAUACCUCCCCUGGCCGUGACUCACACAGCCUGUUUGGAAAAGAAUGGUUUGCUUUCAGAUAUACAGCACAGUGUGUUUACUUUAGAAAUAUUGAAUCUCUUGUUAAUCACACACAGGAGGCUGAUGCAGCCAUUUAGCAGAGCAGGAGAUUAGAAAUUCUAAAUUAAACAGAAUGUGUAAACACGAUGACUUGCAGGGAAUGCUGUGUAAGUCACAUGCAGGGAGGUGUGGCUAAGGCUAUAUGAACAAAGUGAUUUAACUCUGGUGCUUGCUUACAAAUCACUGUACAACGCUGCUCCUACCUAUCCUCACUGAUACAGAAGUAUGUCCCAUCCAGGCUCCUUCGCUCUGCCGAAGAUCUGCGUCUAUUAUCUGUUCCUACUCCCACCUCUGACGCCUGCCUCCAAGACCUCCCUGUUCUGUUAGAUUCUCACCCAGUCUCGGUUCCUUCAAAAGGUCAUUAUAAACUCACUUGUUUAGGAAAGCAUAUCAAGUAAACUGUUAAUAGCUUUUCUUUCCCUCACCUUGGUUAACCACCUGCUUCCUCUCCUGCAACUGUAUCAUCCAAUAAAUUAACCCUUAAUUGCAAACUAUUCAAGUAACCUACUUUUCCUGUUCAUGAAAUAUAACCUACCCUUACCUCUUGUGCUGCUUUACCCCACUCCCUCUAGAAUGUACGCUGAUUCGAACAGGUCCCUUAACCCCUCUGUUACUGUGCGUCCAGCUUGUCUUAUUGCAAUGACAUGACUAUUAGCCCACCCCAGCGCUAUGGAAUUUGUUGGCCCUUUAUAAAAAAAAAUCUCUUAAAUUGCAGAGACUUGAGCAGUGAGACUGAAAGGAAUGAUCUUCAUUAAGAUAAAGUAGUGUUUGUGCUAAUAGUUUCCCUUUAAUAGGCGGUGUGACGGAGCUCGGUACUCGUCCGGAGUAUCUCCGUUAAUAUCCCUCCUUUCCCAGCAGGAUACCUUCAGUGAUUAUAGCAGCUCGCCCAAACAUUAGCUGUGACUUCAUGAAAACAGAAUUACUUUAUUCAACCAACUCAUAAUUAUAGAGGGUGGAAUAUAUAUUACAUCUACAGGAGUUAAUAAAACCAUAGAACAAAUUCUCUACCCCGCACCACUCUGUCUGGGCUGAUAGGAGUUAAUAAAACCAUAGAACAAAUUCUCUACCCCGCGCCAUUCUGUCUGGGCUGAUAGGAGUUAAUAAAACCAUAGAACAAAUUCUCUACCCCGCGCCACUCUGUCUGGGCUGAUAGGAGUUAAUAAAACCAUAGAACAAAUUCUCUACCUCGCGCCGCUCUGUCUGGGCUGAUAGGAGUUAAUAAAACCAUAGAACAAAUUCUCUACCCCGCGCCACUCUGUCUGGGCUGAUAGGAGUUAAUAAAACCAUAGAACAAAUUCUCUAUCCCGCACCACUCUGUCUGGGCUGAUAGGAGUUAAUAAAACCAUAGAACAAAUUCUCUAUCCCGCACCACUCUGUCUGGGCUGAUAGGAGUUAAUAAGGUUAGUUCAGAGUUAAUGCUGUGUUCUCACCAGACUGGGAAGCCAGUGAGUUUUAGCCCAGAACCAACUGUGACAAUAGUCCCUUUUUGAUUGUUUAGAAGUUCUUGGGACCAGGCCCAAAGUCUGUGGGCAGGAGCCUGGCCUCCAAACCUCUCCACGAGCCCAGGAAUGGAGGCAGCAAUAAUACGAGCAAUUGUCACCUCAAUGAACUGCAAAAGAUUUGUAAACGUGGUAUUAUAGAGUGCCCAGCUAUAAAGUUACCUCAAGCUUCCUGGCCACACAGCCAAACAUGGCUACCUACCUGUAAAGCAUGAACGGUAUGGGUGCAUAUGCAAAUCUUGGCUGUUAUAGUGACACACUUGAGGGUGGAUGGGGAUUAGGACUUAAGCACUAAAUCCGAGGCUGCUGGCAAGUUUGGCACAGUACUAACUUAGACCUUUAUUUAAAAAAUAUAUAUGUUUUUGUCAAUCUUUCCUUUAUUGUGCUAAGGGUGAACAAAGCAAGAUUGCCACGCCACGGCAGCGGAACAAACCCAAGCAGUAACGUACAGAUUAUGACAAUGACAUGUUUUUCAGGAUUCUUGCACAUUUUUAAAUGUAGUUUAGAACAUGCUAAUCAGGUAUGUCUAGGUUUGAUGAGCAUAUAACCAUUCGCUAUCUUGUGAGAACGUCUAGACCAGGCCCUCCAGAUGUUGCUGAACUUCAACUCCCAUGAUUCUAUGAAUGAAAUAGGCUGAGAUUCAUGGGAGUGGUAGUUCAGCAACAUCUGGAGGGCCAGAGUUUGGGGGAAAUCAGGUAAAAUUAGGCUCAUGGACACGGAGCUCAGCUUAGGUACGUCUUGCUGGCUCAGCAGUCGCACUCCGCCUCCCCUUAGACCUUGAUUUUAAUAUUGUUUGAUCAGUUUUCUAAACGUUUCAGAUCAGAUUUAAAAAUAUCAUAUUUAAAAAAUAUCAUAUUUAAAAAAUAUACAUAUAAAUGUAUCAAACAAUAUCAAAAUAUUACAAAAUUAUAUUUUUUUCAUAAUCGGUUAUAAAAAAACAUUAUUCAAAAAUAUUAAAUCGAGGCCUUGGGCAACAGAAAGGUAUUUGUCUAUGUUUCUCUAAAUAACCUCCUGUCAACCUGGAUCUUUCCACGGAAGCAUAGAGAUUUAAUCGCUAAAAUCAUAAUGAAUUAUAUGGUUUAGGUCAAAAUAACAAAAAUAGAAAAAAAUCUUCCUAAUGCUUUUAUUUUGACUUAAAAUUUGCAAGUCUUCACAAUUCCUGGUUCAGUGAAUAAUCACAAAAUAAAUUUUCCCCAAGAUGGCUGAAGUAUAAUUUCAAAAUAUGAAUGCCGAUACGUUUGUUUUUCUGUAAGGGCCACAGAAAUUCUGUUUUUUAUAACAAUAUAAAUAACAUUACUCUUGCAUUUUUAGGAUAAAUCAGGUUCUGAAUUAUUUCACCAGUGAAAAUGGAUACCCUGAGCGAUAUUCCGCAGACGUUUGAGGCGGGGCUCCCACAAGGUAAUCGAACAAUUCAGCUGUCCAGCUGGUGCAAAAAUAUCAUGUCUAAUGCUAAGUAAAUCCAUUAUUGCAUUACUGCGGUUAUGUGUGUGCAAUGUUACUGCGGUUAUGUGUGUUAACUCCCCAUAAUUAUUAUACAGUGUGCAUGUGUUAUUAAUUGUGCUUUACGGACUGUUUCUGUCCAAUGAUAGCAAUGCUGGUGUGCUGAGUGUAUGGGCAGCGCUAAUUAUCGCAACAACCAUUUCAGGGUUAUUUAAAGUAUGUUUUCAAAAUUGCUGAACUGGCUAAAUCUUGCAUGUCCGCCAUGUUUUCAGUUCAGGAGUUUUGGCCUCAAAUUCCUGACAUUUCACCAUUUAGUAAAUACCCCUAUCGAGGUUACAUUAUUGCUCUUUAUAAAUGUCUGUUUGUCCUCUAUAACCACCUGUGUGGAUCUUUGUGCUCUGUUUCAGGGGAGAUCAGAAAGGUUUUACAGCCCAGCGCUAUAAGUGACCCCAACUUCCAAAAUCUACUGAAGGUAAGUUCUGAGGCGUUCCUAUCUCAACGUGAACCUGAUACAGUAAUAAAUAGAACCGUAAAAUAAAAAUUUGAAAAAAUCCCAUAAUCUUAAAAUGACCCUCACAGUAAUAUUGUCCUCACACCUGAUUGGAUUUUUUGUAUUUAUGAUUCUACAGACGUAAAACAAACCCAAUAUAGUGUCCGAUAUUGGAUUAAAACCAGUAAACGAGAGAGAUAUAAACUCUGCCAGUGGACUUUUAUUGUAGUAAAGACUGAUGGUUUUUGUCUUUAGUAUUGUGAGCUGUAAUAACAGAAAGUGAUAUUAGCCAAACAGACUACUACUCAUCAACUUUCUAUAUAUUUUUCUUUCUAACAAAACAGAAAAUAACUUUUUUCUUUUCUCUAACGGCCUCACUCGGAAAUUGUAGACGGCAAAUAUUUUGUCCUGGACCUAGGAUGUGGUAAUCUGUGUGGCAUUGAAAUGUUUGCAUUGUUACAUAAUAACAUGAACUGAAAAUGACUAAUUUGUGGUGCAAAAUGUUGAAAAGAAAUCCUUCUUGGCUCCACGUGGCAAUCAGAAUUCUCAGGAAGCUGUUAAUAUUCGGCAUUUUAACUAUUGUAGCCCUGUAUAUCUGGCUUUGCCAAAAGGCAUCCUUUAAUCAGAUUUAUUAUGUGUAUUUAAAAAGCUCUCUAUGCAGAAAUCUUCCUCUGCUAUAAGUUAAAUCUCCUUUAAUCAAGUCUUUGUGGAGGAUCUAUUGUCCUUCGCACAGUCCUGUUAAUAAACAGGCUACAGAAAGCUGUUGGUUAUGGCACUCCAAAAGCAAGCAAGACCCACUCCAAAUAUCGCUUGGUGACCCAGUUUUGUGAGAAAUCUAUUAUAAUAUUUAUCACCAAACGAUUAAAUAUCUUUUAUGCCAAGCUCUGAUACAUACGCUUGCAGUCCAUCCUAUUCUUUAUGUACGGUGGCUCCCGGUUAUGCUAAAGGAUUCUGGAGGAAUAGCAUUUAUUUUGUCAUUGUCAGAUUAGAAGCUAUAAAAUCACAAGCAAAGUUCAUUUGCAUUUCAUUAUCUUGCAUUGCACACAGCCGUUUAAUCGCGGGAUGACAUAGCAAUGGGAAAAUGCAGAUUUUAGAAAUGUUUUUUAAAUAUAUUCAGGACAUAUUAUCAAGGGAAUUAUUAGUGGUGAUUGACCUUUUCCACUUGUACAAAUGGCUGAAUAUAAAAAGCAAUAUAUUCACUAUUCAAAUGGAAGGCGUUUUAUGGCAAACAUAAUGGAUUUACUUCCGUUUUCUGAGCCCAGGUGGAUUUAAUUAGUUUUUCGAUUCAGAACAAAAUUUAACCAGUUCUCGACCACAGAACCAAAAACUGAUUUGAAGGCAGUUGUGUGACUUUAUGUAGAGAAUUUGAGAGGAGUCAAAAUCCAGCCUUGAGAUAGAAGACGCCACUUUCCGUGGUCCCAGUGGCUGGCGUGUCCACACUAGUCGAUUCUGAGUGGGAUCAUUAUGAUAUGGCAUAGAAUACAGGAACCAUUAGCUCUAAACCUGCAGUACCACUGGCUUCUUUCCCUUCAUCCUCUGUACACGUCUCCCAUAACAGUAACCGUGGACAGUUUAAACCAUAUAGGAGAGAUUACGGCAAAACCAGGGGCAAUGUACUAAGUAAGGAUUCGUCAAAAUGGAUACAAUUGAACAUAUCUCAAUAUUUAAUACUGUGCACCCGGAAUAGAAGCUAUAUUGUCCAAAAUAAAUCUUUGUGGUGUAUUAGUGCUGCCAAAGCCUGAUAUUGUGGGCCUGCGUGGGAGCAAAGACGUUAAGUAGGUGAUCUGGCUCAUAGCUCCCCUGUACAGGACACGGAGAGUCGUGGACACAGUAAACACUUCAGCCCAGGCCCAGCAGUACCUUAAUGUGGAUCUUCAUAAAGUAUGAUGAGGGUGACAGAAUCCUGCUUUUACUACAGAGAGUCUGUUGGUGAUCUAGGCGAUAUGUGGCAAUGUGUGAUUCAUUUUAAAUUUUAAAUACAACCGCCAUCGCAAUGUUAGAAUUUUUAGUUUGAUAUUAAAGAACAUCAGACGUUUCUCUGAAUUUUAUGCAAUAAAGCUCUAAAAUAUGAUUUUUAAAACCUUUGAAAUGAAUCCUGUGGUCGUUAAGCCUGUGAUUAAGCCUUAGCUGGCUUGGCGUGCUGCUAGUUCACCAACAUGACGUGAGCACUAUCUAUAUAGCGAUAAGAUAUCACACGAUUUCCUUUCCACUUAUGUGUCAGUGUGCCCAUGAAUAGCUGGGUUACUCCCGCCUAGUUGUAUUUUGGGAUAAAGAUCAGUGCAUGGCUGUGUUUGCUAAACAAAUUCUUUGUAAUAACUUACAACAUAAUGUUAUGCUUGCCGUAAGUACGUGUCAUUAAAUCAAUUAACCUUAUUGUUUAAGUUCAAUGAAUGCACAACUCACUAUUUAGUUAUUAAAUCCCAAAUUUUUCUGUAUUUUUUUAUUUUUAUUUAUUUUAAUUUAACAAUUUAAAUAUUUAACCAAUGCAUAAUGUGAACAAUUUAUUUGGUAAGACUAAAUUAAACGUACAUAUUACUCCAUUUAUUUGCUGGUUUGAUCCAGGCAUUAUAGUAAUUAAAGUAAGGCAGUAAAAUAAAAUUGUCCUAAGAAAAAGUAAGAGAUCGAAACUCAAGUCAUUUUUUCAAACGAUUGUCUGGAAUCCAAACAUCUGUGUUAUAUAAAGUUGUGUUGUAAAGAUGUGUUUAAAUAUAAGGUAACACUUUGCUGGAAUCGCAGUGCGCUCAGUAAAUCCCUUGGAAUGUCCAGUUUAUUGAGGUUUGACCUCCCUAUAGAGCCCUGCUUUUGUUAAAGGAUUAGACAUUCUAUUUUGAAAUAAGAUCACUAAAAGGCAGAUUUUUGUGAUGAGAAAGAACCAGCCAUCGUUGGUGCUCAAGGUAACUCUGUCACGCCAAACUUAUCUUCCUUAAAUAGAUUCCUCUGCUCCCUCUGUGUCAGAAUCUGGUCUUCUUUUUUAAAUUUUCGACCCACUUCAAGUCAAAUACAGAAGACAAAGUAGACAAUGCUUGGUGGCAAACCCGCACACUUUGUCAAGAUAAAUAUUUCCGCCGCUCACCUGGCCGCCGUGUCCCUCGCGGUGUUCCCGAAAUGUUGCACAAUCCCAGAACAAGCUCCACUUCUUUCUUGCUGAUUGACAUGAACGGCCCAUUUGGGCAGGGGAGGGGAAGGACAUAUUUGUCACUCACAGUACCUGGUGAGGGAACUAUAGAAAAAAAUUGAAAACAAGAGUAAAGAAUAAUAUUUGUAGGGACACUUUGGAUUAAUAUUAACAACGAGGUGGGAGAGGGGGAGGAAAAUAAAUGGGUCUGGCUGUGAAGCUUUAAAGUUAAUUCUAUGGCAGGGAACCAUUUUUUUUACUGUUUUACUGCUGCCCGGUUAUAUAUAUAUUAAUAUAAAGAUGUAAUUGGGUUUUUUUUGCAUUUCAGUUCCUGAUGGACUGGAUUAACGAGGAAUUAAAACAUGAACAUAUUGUAGUGAAAAGCUUGGAAGAUGAUCUUUAUGAUGGACUAAUACUUCAUCACCUCCUGCGUAAGUAUUCACCAUAUCUUCUCAACUACAAGAAUAUCGCUGCUAAAAAGGGGUCAGAUGGUGCGGAUUAUCAUUACAGGUUCAAAAAUACAGAAUUAUUACUAUCCACUACCCACCAAAUACAACGUAGCACAAUAACUAUGCAAUUGUAAAACUCUCACUGGUCUCUUCAGGUAACGUGAUUCUUUACCAGACAAAGGCAGAACUUAAUAAAGGAAUAUUUAUUAUGAGCAAAAAAAUAGUCACAGUGCAUACAAAAAUAUAGAUGAUAAACACAUUAUUUACACCAAAAACAGAUAAAAAACAAAAAGGAUAAAAUAACAAAAGUCCUAAUCACUUAUUCCGGUUUUCAAAGUAAAACUUCUGCCCAGGGGGUCUCUGGCAAGGAAGACGAUGACUUACUCAAAAUUAGAUUUUAGCCCUAAGCAAGUACAAAUACACAUCUCAGUAUCAUUGGAUAUAGACCAUGUGGAUUUCAGAGGCAGAGAAAAGGCAUACCUAUAGGGACAAUAAGUGACCACCCCUUGUGUUCUAGACCAACAUCAAUCCAACUGGAAACAUUUGGUUCUAUCUCCUCUUAUGUACUUGCCACAGAAAUAAUAAUCUAUGAAUUGUUUGCCAUUUUUCCAUUCCAUAGAUAUGUCAUAGUUCUUACUUGUGACCCAGUAUGGCGGACAUCACAAUCCCUUCCCCUAUGGUUAAAUUACACAAAUCAUGUUUAGGCUUGGUUAGAAGAUUGUGCUUGACCCAUUCUAAAGAUAAUAAAAAUGAGACCUAAUUAUUAAUCUGUGGGUAUUAAUUCUUUUGGAACACGAUGGUUCUUUUGGAACACAAUGGCUUUUCUCUUUAAAGCUAAUUACCAUUCAUAUCAAAGGACUCCCUAUCUAAGAGGGAAUCUAGAAAUAUGGCAAAUGAGAGAGUUGGUUUAUAUUUAAACCAGACUUUUUACACCUUACAGAGUAGCUCUGUUGGGGUCAUUGGCUUCAAAGAGGAAUUUAGGUUAUAAACCUUCUGACCUCCCAUACAAUCAAAUUAACCACUUUUGAAAGGUGUUCGUAAACAGCAAAGAUGCACAAUUUUAAAUGUUUAAUUUAUAUUUUGAUCCUGUAUAGAUAUAGAGAUAGUGAUGGGAUACAAGCUAAUUAAGGUGAUUUGUAAGGAAUGUAAAUAUAAAGUCUGUAUUGGGCCGUAGUGUCCAUCUACAGUAAGUAUAGUCGAUUGACUAAAACCAAGACUCUAUAAUAUGUAUGGCAGUACAAAAGUAAUGCAUUGUGCCAAGAGCCUAUAUCCCACUCUCAAACUCCUCUCUCAAGGGGUUAGAACUGCUCCAUCACCUACUGGGGUCUUUACACCCCCAAUUGUGACAUCGCACCCUGGGUUCAGUGGCCCAGGAGUGCAGCUAUGUUUGUUGUACUUACCUGAUGCUGUCACCUGCCGGUGAAACUAUCUACUUUCUUCAUGCGCGAGAGUACAGCGGUGAUGUCUAUGGAGAAUCCAGUGAGAACAUGAGAGCCUCCUAGAUAUUAUGUUGCGAUGAGUGAGAUAAUACCUUAUUCCCAUAGUGGUUGCUAGCAAGUUGCAACAGCUGAGUUAGUGACAAAAUUUGAUGGCAGUAGCUCCACUUUUAUUUUUUUGUAAAUAUAUUUUUUUUAUUGGUUUGUUAUAUCAUAAGGUCACAAGUCAUUGCAAGAAUUUGAGACUCUUUUUAUUUCCUAAGUGAGUAUAUGUUUAGGAAUUUGUCCUCUUCAUAUUCUGUUUAUGUUUUGUUUGUCUUUUUGUUUUGUUUUUUUUCAUUCUGUUCUUUUGUCUUUCCAAUAAAAAGCUAAAGUAACAAUAAGAUAUCAGUGAGUAAUCGGUCUGAGGACUCACAGGUCCUAGAGAGUGUACAAGUGGCAGUGUCUCUUUGUGGGACACAGGGAUCCUUUUACAUGUUUCUAGGAAUGAUUACCUCCCCUCCACCCCUCCUAUCUUCAAGUCAGGUUCGUAAGUUCUAGUUGUUUGUGUCGCGUAGCUUGAGGAUGUGACAUGCAUAUCUCCUACUGGUACUUGGAAAAUCAGGUUUUAGGUGCAGCCCUACAACAUCUCGGUGCUUAUCUGCGCAGAAUUGUUUCCCUAACUACAUUUCCCUCAAGAUGGGUUAUAUUUUGCGGUGGGUACUCCUCCCCUACUACUCCUCCUGCUCCAGGUCCCUUCGCCCUCCCCCCGGGGUUGGUCAGUCUGACCCGAGGGACGGCGACAAGUGGCCUGGGGAGGGUCUCAUGUUCAUGCCAAGUGGGUCUCUCACUUAGUCUAGGGUCAGAGUGUGUGCCUUCACUGUCAAAUCAAUCCUUCAGUCCGAAAGUGUGUGACUUAUCUUAGUUUUUGUUAAGGUUCCUGUGGAGUUAGGGUCCCCACACCCUACAUCUCACUGUGGUGAUAUGGUGGACUGCGCAGUACGUCGGGAUCGGGUACCCCCUUAGUGUCUUUAGUAUGUGAGAAGCUGAGGUCCAGUGUGUUAGUGAAAAGCAAAGAAGUCGUUUGGUCGGUGAGAAGGUCUGGAUCAUUUGUCAUAGUGCUGAGGGCACCCCCCAUCCAGCCACCCCUCAGUCCCCUCCAGAUCCCACGCCUCUAUUAGCAUUGUAUUCUAUCCAUGGUCUCCACAGUUCAACAUGUUUGUCGCUUCAUUCUAUUACCGAUGCCCUAAUGGCCUCAGGUGAGUAAAUCUCUUCUAUUCAUUCGUACCAUUGUUCAAGUGUCGGAGUCUGAGGUUGUUUCCAGAGAGCAGGCACUAGCACAUUUGCUGCAUCAAUCAUGUGUCUCAGGAUUCAUUUUUUGUUAGGGAUGUGCAUGGGAAAAAAAUCCGGUUCGGUUUUGGACAUUCAGAAAUUCGGGACUUCGGUAAUUCGGCAAUUUGGGACUUUGGCACUUCGGUUCGGUUCGGCACUCCUAAAAUUCGGGAUUCGGUACUUCGGCAGUUCCCUAACCCUACUCCUAACCCUACCCAUAACCCUAACCCUAACCCCACCCCUAAUCCUAUCCUAACCCUACCCAUAACCCUACCCUGCCCUAAACCCCAUAACCCUAAUCCCCUAACCCUACCCCAACCCUUCCCCUAAUCCCAACCCCAACCCUACCCUAACCCCAUAACCCUACCCUUAACCCUACUCCUAACCCUACCCCUAACCCUAACCCUUACCUCACCCGUAACCCUAAUCCCAUAGCCCUAAUCCCCUAACCCUACACCAACCGUACCUCUAACCCCAUAACCCUAACCUUAACCCCAACCCUACCCUUAACCCCAACCCUACCCUAGCCCAACCCUAACCCUAACCCCACCCCUAACCCUACCCCAACAGUACCCCUAAACCUACUCAAACCCUACUCCUACCCCAUCCCCAACCCUACCUCUAUCCCUAUUCCCUACCCUAACCCUAACCCUACCCUACCCCGAAUCCCCACCCCUAACCCUAACCCUAACAAUGUAACUGGUAUUAUAUUUUCAUUGCUAACAAGGAACGUUUUCCUGAAAAAGGGGAACUCACAGUUGCAUUUCUAUAUUUUGUACCAGUUACAUGUAGGACCAUACGGGGCAGUUUGUAGAAUAAUAUACGUAACAUUUUGACUGUGACUGGAUCCUUUUUUGUGUUCUCAGUCGGCGUCCCUUUUGGUUCUAAGAGACUCUGCAUGUGACAGAUGUCUUAUUGGCCGCUAUAUUACUGGUUGGGAUAAUAUACAGCAUAUAGGGGUAUAUCCCAUAGGAUUAAAGAAAGUUCUGUGACAAAGUCCUGGUGGUGAGCUAGGGGUGGAUAUCAAAUUAUAUAGGUGUCUGCUGGUUUCGGCAUCUGAACUUUAUAAAUGUACUAAAGUAAGAGCCUGCUUGUAUGUAAGGAUAUUGGUAAACUGCCCUUUAUCAGUGCGAAUCAUGAACCUGGUAUAGUGCCCCUCAUUGGUGCGAAUCACGAACUUGCUAUAGUGCCCCUCAUUGGUGCAAAUCAUGAACCUGGUAUAGUGCUCCUCAUCGGUGCGAAUCAUGAACCUGGUAUAGUGCCCCUCAUCAGGGGGAAUCAUGAACCUGGUAUAGUGCCCCUCAUCAGGGGGAAUCAUGAACCUGGUAUAGUGCCCCUCAUUGGUGCGAAUCAUGAACCUGGUAUAGUACCCUCAUCGGUGGGAAUCAUGAACCUGGUAUAGUGCCCCUCGUCGAUGUGAAUCAUGAACCUGGUAUAGUGCCCCUCAUCGGUGCGAAUCAUGAACCUGGUAUAGUGCCCCUCGUCGGUGUGAAUCAUGAACCUGGUAUAGUGCCCCUCAUCGGUGCGAAUCAUGAACCUGGUAUAGUGCCCCUCGUCGGUGUGAAUCAUGAACCUGGUAUAGUGCCCCUCAUCGGUGCGAAUCAUGAACCUGGUAUAGUGCCCCUCGUCGGUGUGAAUCAUGAACCUGGUAUAGUGCCCCUCAUCGGUGCGAAUCAUGAACCUGGUAUAGUGCCCCUCGUCGGUGUGAAUCAUGAACCUGGUAUAGUGCCCCUCAUCGGUGCGAAUCAUGAACCUGGUAUAGUGCCCCUCAUCAGUGCAAAUCAUGAACCUGGUAUAGUGCACCUCAUCGGGGGGAAUCAUUAACCUGGUAUGGUGCCAAUCAUCAGGGGGAAUCAUGAACCUGGUAUAGUGCCCCUCAUCGGGGGGAAUCAUUAACCUGGUAUAGUGCCCCUCAUCUGGGGGAAUCAUUAACCUGGUAUAGUGCCCCUCAUCGGGGGGAAUCAUUAACCUGGUAUAGUGCCCCUCAUCAAUACAAAUCAUGAUCCUGGUAUAGUUCCCCUCAUCGGGGGGAAUCAUUAACCUGGUAUAGUGCCCCUCAUCGGGGGGAAUCAUGAACCUGGUAUAGUGCCCCUCAUCAAUACAAAUCAUGAACCUGGUAUAGUGCCCCUCAUCGGUGUGAAUCAUGAACCUGGUAUAGUGCUCCUCAUCAGUGCGAAUCAUGAACCUGGUAUAGUGCUCCUCAUCGGGGGGAAUCAUUAACCUGGUAUAGUGCCCCUCAUCGGGGGGAAUCAUUAACCUGGUAUAGUGGCCCUCAUCGGGGGGAAUCAUUAACCUGGUAUAGUGCCCCUCAUCGGGGGGAAUCAUUAACCUGGUAUAGUGCCCCUCAUCGGGGGGAAUCAUUAACCUGGUAUAGUGCCCCUCAUCAAUACAAAUCAUGAUCCUGGUAUAGUGCCCCUCAUCGGGGGGAAUCAUUAACCUGGUAUAGUGCCCCUCAUCGGGGGGAAUCAUGAACCUGGUAUAGUCCCCCCCAUCGGGGGGAAUCAUGAACCUUGUAUAGUGCCCCUCAUUAAUGCGAAUCAUGAUCCUGGUAUAGUGCCCCUCAGCCCUGCCCAUUUCACACGGUGAGCCAUCAAGGCUUCUUCAGGUUUAUAAAUGUAACAUGCUAUUGGUUUCCGUGGUGACUGCUAUACUGUUUGCCUCAGUGUUUAUAUUUGCUGUAUAAUGUUUCAUUCACAGGGUUAAUCACUAAAGUGAGAAUUUAAAGUGAAUUUCAAAAUAAAGGUCAGAAAAGGCGAGCUGGAAAAAUUCUAGUCAUCUGUGUUUCCAGUUCGGUUACUUUAUUCACUUUGAAUUCUCAUUUUAUAGAAGAACCCUGUGUGGUGGCAGCGGUGAAUGGACUGCAUUUGAUGCCAAUUUUAAAAGGAUUAUUGGUUCUGCAGAAAAAAUCGGAGGCAUUAAGUUGGAUGUGGAAGAAAUCACACUUUCUACUUUUAAUCAGAAGCGCAAGCUGACUGUCAUACUGGACGCUAUAUCGCAACACCUAGAGCUGGAGCCGAGCCAGACAAAAUGGGACAUCAACCGUGGGUAUCUCAAUCAGGCAUUUAUAGGGCAAAAUAUUGUAAAAUUACAUCUUUCAUAUGUUUGGGGAAAAAGGCAUAAAAACAUCUCUUUACGAAGACUUGUUUUUUUUAAAACUUGAAUUUCUAAGAAGGGUUCUACUGCUUUAACACAUUUUUUUGCUGAAUUUUCAAGUUUGAUAAAAAAAAUGUAUAUUUAUGUACUUACCUUAAUGUAUUUGUUCAGCAUUUGCUGAAUAUUGAAAAAAUGAUAAGUGCCUCGAUUUAAUAUCUAUAAAUCUAUAUCUUUAUGAGGAGAAAUACUACUAUUUGUUUCAUAGUGUCAGUGUGACAUUGUAAGAUACAUAAAAAUGUUCAAAUAUAAAAUUUGGGGCGUUUUGUAAGGAAUCUACAGGUGUUUUGAGAAUGCAGGUAAGUGAUGGAGGUAAGAUAGGUCAGAUGCAGGUCGUGUAGUUGGUCGAAGUCUCGAUAUGUCCUCUAAAGCAUAUUAGAUUGUUUAUAUUGUUAAAGAAGUUUAGACUCUGUGAGGAGAGCGUGUCUUAUGUUUUUUUUAUUUUUACAAAAAGUGCAGAUUUGUGAAAUAUAUAAUUUUUAAUAUUUGGGGUAACAGCUUUGUGAUCCAAGGAGAGUUUUGACUGUGAUUCUGUGGUCGAGAAGGAAUUUUUCCUGGUUUAUUGUAGAAUUGGAGAGUUCUUCAAAUAGUUUGUUUUGGGGGGUUUCUAUGUUUUGCCUAUUUUUUGAUGAACUGCAGAACCAGGUUUCAGAGAGACUGAACUUGGUGGGUGCAAGCCUUUUUCAGCCAAUAUAACUAUAUAAGUAAUGCCAGUUCUAGACGUAGUUCAUGCUCGGUCUAGAUGCUCAUCUUGUAAUUAAGCUUUGGUUAGGUCAAGCAUAUCCAACAUCCAUCUCUAAUUUUUUAACUAGAAUGACCGGGAUUCUCCGGUAGCCUUUGGCUGACCGCGUACUGGAUGAACAUCUUGGAAAUUAUUUUUGCAGCAAUAAGUGUAGAGCUAAUGUACUUCUAGUUCCAAUAAUUAAAAAAAGUAAUUAUGAAUCUCUAGAUCUGUUUCACCUAGCUGAGUUCGGCAAUCAAGGAAGCCUUCUGCAGGUUUGUCUCGUGUAAUGUUUUAUGGUGUGUCUACAUAUCCAAACCUGCUUAGCCAUAUUAUUAAAAUAUUUCAUGGGUUUACUUUAUUGAGUAGGUUUUAUAAAUCCCUCUGUCAUAAAAUGGGUUAAUAAUAUCCUGCUCACUAGUUUGUAAAGAUAAUGGAGACAGUUGCAAAUCAUGGUUUGAGCCUGAAUGACUCUCCUUCCUCAGGCUGCGAUGUGCAGAUUAGAAAUGGUGAUAUUUAUCUCUUUGCUACAUCACAAACGCACUGCAAGUCAGCAAAGCAUAUGAUGAAGACGAAUAUAGCAUCAGGAAACAGGGCAGAUUGGGGCUUAGAGACCCCCAGUUGGUGGAUUUCAGUGUGGUGUCGUGCUUGUGUCCACCGUGGGUUUCCUGGACCCCUGAACAUCUUUCCUGCUCAAUGACAUGAAAAGGAGACUUGCAUGUCCCAGUGUUUGUGCAUUGUCAAUCAUGAAGGGGUUAAAUAAAACAUUUGUAUGUCUUUAAAAAAAUACAAAAUACCAAACCGGUUACCUCUGUAACUCUUGCAAUGACACCGGUUGCACGUGAUCUAACAGAACAAACAUCAUAUCAAAGUGAUCUGCUCAGUUAAACAAACUAAAGAGAGACUGAUUGGAGUAGUACGCAGAUAAACUAUAUUAUAACACAGUGCUUAUUACCUACUGAGGAUCGGCAUUAGAGAUUACGGGAAUAUAUCUGGAAAUGACUAAUAAAUCAUUGAGAACAAAAGCCUAAAUAAUAACGGGUGAAGCUGAUGUAAAAUUUCGACCCACAGAUGGCUCACUUCUCCCAGCAAUCGUAACGUUCUGAGCCAAACAUCUCAGAGUAUAAAGAAAACACACCAGCUAUUAUAAAACCCAAAAAGAGGUAAUUACAGUUUCCCUGACAACUGUUCUGUCUGUACGUCAGCCCAAAGCAAGUUUAAACUCCGAAAUAUUGUGAAAGAAAAGCAAAAAAUAAAUAAAUCUCAGUGUGCACACUAAACACAUGCUGAUCUGUAGUACACACGGCGGUCUCCAAACUGUCUCCUAUCUCACUCUUGGUUAUGAAUCUGUGUGCUCUGCUUUCCUAUGAGUUUAAAGCUCUAUUUUAUGAGUUAUUUAUAUUAAAACCAAAUUGUGGUGAGUUGACAAUUGAUUUGGUCAUUUUAUCCCAAAAUAUCCACGUGUAGUUAUUUUUACAGCCUCGCUAUUUUGGUCUGUUUUUGUUUUUUUGCCAUUCCUCUGUCAUUGCGCCCCCGUUCACCCAGAGAAUAUAUGAACUAGUCUGUAGCUCAGCACCAAAUGUGGGAGAGAUGAAUUAAUAACAGAUUGCUAUGCUGGGAGGGGAAUCCUGCAAUAUGGCCUGUGAUUAGGAAAUGGCCCGCAGGUAUCAGACCAACAUUAAUUCAGAAAAUGUCCCUAUAAUUUGCCCAUUCAUGCCAAAUAAAGUAACAGGAGUGUGCCCAUCAAUCACUACUACCAACAUUAGAUAGAUUAAUUAAUGACGAUGAUUUAAAUUAUAAAUGUUUUUAAUUGGGGUGUUUACAUAUAACAUUCUGGGUGUUUCAGUUUACUAAUCAGUUGGGGGUUCCAACCCCCCACCAUCACCCCGUUUAAAGCCUUUAAAAAGUCCACACCAACUGUGAGCGGGUAACAGGCUGAUCUUUUCAUAUAUUACACAGAAUUUAGAUUUUACAUGCACCCCUAUUUGUUUCUAAUAAACAGUACAGGAAAAUAGAUAUUGGGGUUCGGUUAACCCCCCCAUUUACGUUCUCUCGGUAAUGAUUCCCCUCUCGCUGUGUGAUCUGUCUGUUUCUUUCCGUAUAUACACAGUAGUGGAACAUUUCGGCUGCAGUAGCUGUACGAUUCCACUUUAAAACAAAGAUUGUAAAAUAAGAAAGUGGUAAAAGCUGGCGGUAGACUGGUGUUCAGGUCAGGGAGCUCUGAGCCUUAUUACCUGCUACACAUUGCGCUUCCUUUCCAAGCUCUUCUCAAACUGGUCUCUGCCCACUUUUUACUUUGUGCUUCUUCUUUUUUUUUUUUUUUUAAAGACUGGUUCUUGGGCAAUGUUCUAAAAGUGGAGCAGUUACCACGGAAACGAGUGAAACAUUUCUGCUGAUAGCUGCACUGUUAAAGCAUUAAGGUUAGCGGGGUAUAAACUGUAGCUAUAAAGAUCUGCCUGAUUACUUAUUUAUAUUCUGGGUGCCCCCCUGCCUCCAGGCAUGGUAAGGUUGAUCUUUGUGUGGUGGCAUGGCAUAGGGUCCCAUCAUUGCUGAAAGUGAGAUCAGUGUGCAUUUUGAGUUGAAGUGCGUGUUUGGGUACAUACUUAAAGGACCACUAUAGUGCCAGGAAAACAUACUCGUUUUCCUGGCACCAUAGUGCCCUGAGGGUGCCCCCACCCUCAGGGACCCCCUCCCGCCCGGCUCUGGGGAGAGGAAAGGGGUUAAAACUUACCUUUUUCCAGCGCUGGGCGGAGAGAUCUCCUCCUCCGAUCCUCCUCCUCCGAUCCUCCUCUUCUCCUCCCCGUCGGCUGAAUGCGCACGCGCAGCAAGAGCUGCGUGCGCAUUCAGCCAGUCACAUAGGAAAGCAUUAUCAAUGCUUUCCUAUGGACGCUGGCGUCUUCUCACUGUGAAAAUCACAGUGAGAAGUGCGGAAGCCCUCUAGAGGCUGUCAAUGAGACAGCCACUAGAGGCUGGAUUAACACAUAGGUAAACAUGGCAGUUUCUCUGAAACUGCUAUGUUUACAGAAAAAAUGGGUUAACCCUAGCUGGACCUGGCACCCAGACCACUUCAUUAAGCUGAAGUGGUCUGGGUGCCUAGAGUGGUCCUUUAAGGGCAUCCUAUGGAUCAUUGUAUCACGCAUAUUUUCAUGCGUCCAUUCCUUGAUGCAGGUCUCACAUCCUGAUCACGUGUUCUGUCUCAGCUUUAGGACCAUAACUUGGUAGUAUUGCACGAGGGCUGACUGCCCGUCACUCAGGGAGUGCUAGCGCCAUCCUGUCCUAUCCUAUGUUUGCGCAGUUUGUGCAAAACGUUAUAAGACAAACAACAAAAUGAACAGAAAACAAGAGGUUAACAAAGGUUAAUAUCACAACGUGUAACAAAAUAUAUACCAAAAAACAAAAUAUAUACCAACAAACACAAUAUAUACCAACAAACACAAUAUAUACCAACAAACAAUAAAAAAAAAUGCAUUUAAUUUUAAAACCUCUAACAUGACAUGUACACUAAAAACACUAUAACAUGAUAUAUAACACACUAAUAAUACGUGUAACAAGGUAUAUAAACACACUAAUAAUACGUGUAACAAGGUAUAUAAACACACUAAUAACACAUGUAAUAAACGCUAAUAAACACCCUGUUCUGGACUCAACUCCCCUCGAUUCUCGAUUCUCCGGUCACCACAUCAAUUGACGGGAGUUCUUGUUAAGCAAAUUAAGACACAGUCACGAAAGAGUGCUUAACAAGUUCUCAGUGAGUAUAUUUUCAGGGCUAGCAUUUAUACACAGUUUGUCACGCAAGCAGCAAGAUUUAUCAUUUCCUUGUAGUUAAUAGUACAUACUUGUCUGACAUUAAAAAGAUAAGCAUUUGAAUAAAGACGGGACAGGAACAUCCUGAGGUCGAGCGAGGUCAUACAUCCUGUAGAAGGGAGGCCUCUCAGAGCAUGUUACAGAAUACAUCUGCCAAAGUCAGCAUAAUUAUUUCAAACAUUAUUUUAAAGCAUAUAAAACAAAAAGAGUUAACUAUUUAAUAUCCUUACACUAAUAAACAGUGUACAGGUAUUCAUUAGCAGGUGAUCAUUUAUUUUUAACAGGCAGAGCAGGCGCCCCCUACAGGACAGGUGGCUACUCUGCCUAGUGGGAUAUCUGGGUCCGCUUGUUGGCUUUGUAUUACACCUGCCAGGGACCUCACUGAUCUCCCUUCACUGACUAUGGCAGUGCGAUUGCAGCUGCAGCACCUCCAGUAGUUCCACCCGGGAAUAAGCCACAAAGGGACAUCAGCCUCACCAUGGAGGUUCCUUCUGACCUCCUCAGUCCAUAGCUUCACAGAAAUCCCAUGCCAUUAGUAAAGUGAUUAAACUGAACCUGAGCUACUGCAACCAACCAAAAAAAUCAGUUUCAAAUAACACUUCACAAAAUAAAUUCACAAGAAUCUGGCAGCGACCGCAUCUGCUGGGGACCAGUGUUGUGUGGACAUCAUACACGUGUUCAGUGUCUUCUCUGAUCUUAGUAGUUUCCCUUGAUCCAUGUAGUGCUUUCCGAGAAUCUUUUCCUUAUACGUAUCCUAGUGUAAAAUGCGGCGGCGAGGCUCAUCUUCCUGUCCGCCUGCACCUCCCACGCCUUACCCUUCUGUCAGUCCCUACACUGGCUUCCUAUAAAAUAUAGAGCUCAAUUUAAAAUUCUGGUUCUUGCUUUCAAAUCUCUACAUAAUGCUGCUCCAACCUAUCUAUCCUCACUUAUACUCAAGUAUGUCCCGUCUAGGCCCUUACGAUCUGCUGAAGACUUACGUCUAUCUUCUGUCCGUACUCCCACCUUUGAUGCUUGCCUUCAAGAUUUCUCGAGGGCUGCACCGUUCCUGUGGAACUCGCUUCCCUCCUCCGUUAGACCCUCACCCAGUCUCCACUCCUUCAAAAAAUAGUUAAAAACCCACUUCUUCAUAAAAGCGUAUCAAUUAAACUGUUAAUAGCUCCUGACUGAUUCCUCUUCUGCAACUGUCAUUAGUCUAAUACUAUCCUUACCUUUUUGUGUCAUUUUACCCCACUCCCUCUAGCAGGGCCCUCAACCCACCCCUCUGUUCCUGUGUGUCCAACUUGUCUGGUUACAAAUACAUGUCUGUUUGUCCACCCAUUGUAAAGCGCUGCGGAAUUUGACGGCGCUCUAUAAAUAUCAUAAUAAUAAUAAUAAUAAUAAUAAAGUUCAGAACCUGGAGAGACCUCCGAAACAUGCCUUGUUUGUAUCCAUAAACCUGAACCCCAUGUCAAACACGUUUAAUUUAAACCAAGACAUGGACUAUAAAAUAAACAAGUACAAAACAUUUUGAUCUAGAGAUAAACAAUCCUAAUGAUAAAUGACAAUCGUCCUCUUCAACCAGGUAACAAUUUUUUUCAAACUGGCCCAUGAGCUGUGGACAGGGACAGACAUUGAGGACGACAUGGACAGUUAGGCAUUGGGCUUCGACGAGGCAUGAAAUGUAACCGCGUGGGAGGGGGUUAAUGAAAUACUUAGAAAAAUGCAUUUUAAUGUUGAUGAUAUUACACUUUCUGAAUAGGUCACUGAGUAAAUUUUUCAGUUAUAGAAUGAGUUUCUAAGGUGACGUCAUGAACACAUUUGGGUUUUGGUUUUGCUAGCCAUUGAUUUGUUCCACUCGAUGGCCCCUCUGCAUUCUGUGUAAUGAAUGUCCAACCUAUUGGGCGACCACUGAUUGCUGUGAAAACCCUUCUUUGUGUAAAUGUGUCUUUUCUCUUCUAAACAGUGAUAUACAACAAGGAUUUACUAGCCACUUUGCACCUUCUAGUAGCCCUCGCCCGACACUUCAAACCUGAUUUGCAGCUCCCUCCCAACGUGUGCGUAGAAGUGAUUUUUGUUGAGGUAACUAUAAUAUUCACAUUUUGUUUUGUGUUAUAUAUUUUAUUAUGAUAUUUACUCUAUAUGACUCUAUAUAUGGUUUUCUGAAGUCUGGUAAUAGAGGGCCUCACUGCAACAUGGUCACCAGGGCCGGUGCAAAGAAUUUUGGGUACAUAGGCGAAGAUCCAUUUUUCCUCCCCCCCCAAAAAACAUAUUCGCCCAUGUGCCUCUUAACCUCCCUUUUGUGUUUCUUAUCCCGUCUUUUAAAUAUCUGACUCCCUUUAGUGUAUUUUAUCUCCUAUUUUUGCCUUUGUGUGUCUCCUAUCUCUCCUCUGUGUCUUUUAUUCUUCCCAGCUCCUUUGUGUGUCUCUUUCCUUCUCAAGCCCCGCUGUGUGUUUCUUUUACAUCCAGCCCCUCUCCCUGUCCCUUAAUGGUCCCCUCCCUUCUCUGACCCUUACUGUUCCUCUCCCUUCUCUCCUCCUUUCCCUGUUCCUCAGUGUUCCUUUCCCUUCCCCCUCCUUUCCCUGUCCCUUAGUGUUCCUCUCCCCUCCCCCCUCUGUUCCCUGUCGCUUAGUGUUCCUCUCCCCCCCUCCCUCCUUUUCCUGUACCUUAGGGUAUCUCUCCCCUCUUCUCCAUGUCCCUUGGUGCGCCACCCACCCCCAUAGUGGUCCCCUCCCCUUCCUGGUGUGCCUCCUACCUUUCUUGUAGCGUGGCUGAGCGGAGCGAAUCCCGGUACAGUGAGCUUUUCCUGUCAGUCCUGCUAGGUACAGGAAACAGAAGUUCCUGUACCACGGUACACUCCGCUUGGCCACGCUACAGUCAGGGGUGUAGAAACACUGACAGUUACACACACUCAAUGACAAACACACAGACAUCUCUGACAGCCAGACUCACUUAUCUGACACUCAUUCAUUGACAGACACACAAACACUGACAGACUCAUUGACAAACACACACACACACAAACUCACAGACACUGACAGACACAUGUACUCACAUGCACACAUGCACAUACUGACAGACACACUCACUCACACACACACACUGACAGAACCACACACACACACACACACAUACAUACACACACACUGACAGACACACAUACACACACACACACACUGACAGACACACAUACACACACUGACAGACACACUCACACACACACUGACAGACACACUCACUCACAUACUGACAGACACACAUACACACACACACUGACUGACAGACAGACACUCACACACACACUCACACACACUGACAGACACACAUACACACACACACACACUGACUGACAGACACACUCACUCACAUGCACACACACACUAACAGUAAUUAAUCAUCUAAAUUAAAUUAAAAUUUCCCACCCAGCCUCCCUACCUGGAGAGCUGGCGUGGGUCUCUCAUUGGUGGUCCAGUGGGGCUGCUGGGAGGCAAUUGGAUUCCUAGGUGGCGAGGGAGCUGUGAUCUCUCUGAUCUGCUCCCUCGCAGGCUGCUGACUGAUGCCGCGGGAGCGGGAAUAUGACGUCAUCAGUCAGCGAGGGAGCAGAUCAGAGAGAUCAGAGCUCCCUCGGCAUCCAAUUCAGCCGCAAGCCGCGCCGGGGAUCCAGGAGGUGACCUGGCAGGAGGGAGCACUUCCCUCCUGCCGGUCACUGGAAUUUUGCGCCCCCAGAGCCGGUGCGCCCUAAGGCGGCCGCCUGUGCCGCCUUAUGGACGCGCCGGCCCUGAUGGUCACCAUUUAAUUUCAGGGGAACCAGGUUAUCCUCAAAGCUGUGAGUUACAGGGAAUUCAAAGUGAAUUUCUAAUUUUAAGCAACAACAUCAAAAUGUGUAAAAUGCGUCGGUAUGUUUUCAGUUAGGUUAUAAAAUUUACAUUGGAUUAUUCUCAAAGCUGGAAACUUUUACAAAUUUCUAUUCAGUCAGUUUCUUUGUAUAGAAUUGUUUUUUGUGAUUUGCAUCAGGUGAACACUGAAGGCCUUUUCCACUCUGGAACGGGAUGCUGUGUUUAAAGCUUGUGUGGCCCUUCUCGAAAAGUGCUAUGAUCCCAGCCUUUUUCCCAAACACCAGAUGACACUUGGUGAGGGUUAAAACAGCAACAAUUUUUAUUGAGCACUACACAGGUAUUUAUAGGCACAUUCCCCACAGGAGGUAAUCAGUUACAACAAUGCAAGUUCCUCCCCCGAGUCUUGGAGUCCAGGACAUACAGUGAGGGAAAAAAGUAUUUGAUCCCCUGCUGAUUUUGAACAUUUACCCACUGACAAAGAAAUUAUCAGUCUAUAAUUUUAAAGGUAGGUGUAUUUUAACAGUGAGAGACAGAAUAACGAAAAAGUCUAGAAAAACACAUGUCAAAAAAAGUUAUAAAUUGAUUUUCAUGUCAGUGAGUGAAAUAAGUAUUUGACCCCUUCGAAUUAGUAAUUGGUGGCAAAACCCUUGUUGGCAAUCACAGAGGUCAGAUGUUUUUUGUAGUUGCCCACCAGGUUUGCACAUAUCUCAGUAGGGAUUUUGUCCCACUCCUCUUUGCAGAGCCUCUCCAAGUCAUUAAGGUUUUGAUGCUGACAUUUGGCAACUCGAACCUUCAGUUCCCUCCACAGAUUUUCUAUGGGAUUAAUGUUUGGAGACUGACUAGGCCACUCCAGGACCUUAAUAUGCUUCUUCUUUAGCGACUCCUUUGUUGCCUUGGCUGUGUGUUUUGGGUCAUUGUCAUGCACCCAUCCACGACCCAUUUUCAACGCCCUGAGGGAAGGAGGUUCUCACCCAAGAUUUGACGGUACACAGCAUCAUCUCUUUGAUGCGGUGCAGUUGUCCUCUCCCCUUAGCAGAAAAACAUGUGUGUGUGUGCUGGAUGAUGUGUGUGUGUGCUGGAUGAUGUGUGUGUGUGCUGGAUGAUGUGUGUGUGUGCUGGAUGAUGUGUGUGAGUGCUGGAUGAUGGGUGUGUGAGUGCUGGAUGAUGGGUGUGUGAGUGCUGGAUGAUAGGUGUGUGAGUACUGGAUGAUAGGUGUGUGAGUACUGGAUGAUAGGUGUGUGUGUUUGUGUGUGGGUGCUGGAUGAUGUGGUAGUGUGCUGGAUUGAUCAUUUGUAGGUGCUGGAUGUGUGUGUGAGUGCUGGAUGAUGUGUGUGUAUGUGUGUGUACUGGAUGAUGUGUGUGAGUGCUGGAUGAUGGGUGUGUGAGUGCUGGAUGAUGUGUGUGAGUGAUGGAUGAUGGGUGUGUGAGUGCUGGAUGAUGGGUGUGUGAGUGCUGGAUGAUGGGUGUGUGUGUGCUGGAUGAUGGGUGUGUGUGUGCUGGAUGAUGGGUGUGUGUGUGCUGGAUGAUGGGUGUGUGUGUGCUGGAUGAUGGGUGUGUGUGUGCUGGAUGAUGGGUGUGUGAGUGAUGGAUGAUGGGUGUGUGAGUGCUGGUUGAUGGGUGUGUGAGUGAUGGAUGAUGGGUGUGUGAGUGAUGGAUGAUGGGUGUGUGAGUGAUGGAUGAUGGGUGUGUGAGUGAUGGAUGAUGGGUGUGUGAGUGAGUGCUGGAUGAUGGAUGUGUGAGUGAGUGCUGGAUGAUGUGUGUGAGUGAGUGCUGGAUGAUGUGUGUGUGAGUGAGAGUGCUGGAUGAUGUGUGUGUGUGUGUGGAUGAUGGAUGUGUGAGUGAGUGCUGGAUGAUGUGUGUGUGUGUGCUGGAUGGUGGGUGUGUGAGUGGGUGCUGGAUGAUGUGUGUGUGUGUGUGUGCUGUGGAUGUUUGUGUCUGAGGUGCUGGAUGAUGUGUGUGAGUGAGUGCUGGAUGAGUGUGUGUGUGUGCUGGAUGAUGUGUGUGUGUGUGGAGUGCUGGAUGAUGUGUGUGUGUGCUGGAUGAUGUGUGUGUGCUGGAUGAUGUGUGUGUGCUGGAUGAGUGUGUGUGUGUGUGCUGGAUGAGUGUGUGUGUGUGAGUGCUGGAUGAUGUGUGUGAGUGAGUGCUGGAUGAUGGGUGUGUGAGUGCUGGAUGAUGUGUGUGUGAGUGAGUGCUGGAUGAUGGAUGUGUGAGUGAGUGCUGGAUGAUGGGUGUGUGAGUGCUGGAUAAUGUGUGUGUGUGAGUGCUGGAUGAUGGGUGUGUGUGUGCUGGAUGAUGGGUGUGUGUGUGCUGGAUGAUGGGUGGGGGGGGGGAAGCAUUUUUUUCUUACUUUAUGUGUUUAUAUUUUUUUAUUUUAUCCCCCCCCUCCCUGCUUCUUACCUUGUCAGGGAGGGGGGAGAUCGCCUGGUGGUCCGGUGGUAUGCUGGAGGGAACCAGCCGCUGCAGAGAGGGGCCAUCACAGGCUGUGUUCCUUCUCCAGCUCUAACUCUCGCGAGACUCGCCUGUGCGGAGCGUUGCCAUGGUAACAGCCGCGGGUCUCGCGAGAGUUAUAGCUGGAGAGGGAACACAGCGUGUGAUGGCCCCUCUGUGCAGGUAGCAGGGCCGGUCCUGCAGGACAGGUAACGGGAACGGCGUUCCUGCUGUGGAAAAAGUGCGGGAACGCCGUUCCCAUGCGUUCCUGCAGGACUCGAGCCCUGAACAAGAUUCUCCCAUGUAGUUCUGGGCUGAUUCCUCACCGUUCUCAUGAUCAUUGGAACUCCACAAGGUGAGAUCUUGCAUGGAGCACCAGACCGAUGGAAACAAUUAUUUUGUGUUUCUUCCAUUUGCGAAUAAUCGCACCAACUGAAUCACCUUCACACCCAGCUGCUUGCCGAUGGUCUUGUAGCCCAUUCCAGCCUUGUGUAGGUCUACAAUCUUGUCCCUGACAUAACUGGACAGCUCUUUGGUCUUGGCCAUGGUGGAGAGUUUGAAAUUUAAUUAAUUUCUUCUGUGGACAGGUGUCUUUUAUACUGGUAACGAGCUGAGAUUAGGGGCACUCCCUUUAAGUAAACCACGGGAUGCUCCUAAUCUCAGCUUGUUACCUGUACAUAAGACAUCUGGGAGCCAGAAAUCUUGCUGAUUGAUAGGGGUUUAAAUGCUUAUUUCACUCUUUGACAUGCAAAUCAAUUUAUAAGUUUUUUGACAUGCGUUUUUCUGUUUUUUUUUGUUUUUUUUUUGUUAUUCUGUCUCUCACUGUUAAAAUACACCUAACAUUAAAAUUAUAGACUGAUAAUUUCUUUGUCAGUGGACAAAUGUUAAAAAAAAAGCAGGGGAUCAAAUACUUUUUUCCCUCACUGUAAUUAGUUUGUCGCCAUAACUGAAUUACCUGUCUGACACCAAGACUAUAGCUGUUUCACAAUCACACAAUAACUUCUAUUCUGUUUACAGUUUAUAUAAUAACUCAACAAUAACAUAUCCUCACCUGCUAUACCUCAUUCGAAAGCUCAUGACUGAGCGCCCAUAUUGUCCAAAAAGCGUUCUGAUCCGAGAAUCCGUGCCCAAGUUAUGAGCUGGUAAAAUUUUACCAGGUCGCAGCUAUUCUCUGAUCCCCUUUAGAGUUCCAGGGAUUUGGCUGCUUUUCCAGGUCUUACAAAAUGGGGUUCCUGGAACUCCAGGGAGGCCCAAUCCCUAACAUGUUAGGUGUCUUUUGUCGCGGCUAUUCUCUGAUCCAACCAAGGUUUCCAUAGAGUUUGUAUUCUCCCGGGCCAGCUUGGGAUGAGUCUUGGGCCCCGGGAAAGGGGCAAUGAGCUGCAAAGCAUGGACUGGAGGGGUAACUGGCCGAGAGUCCUGCAUCAGUUGUUCUAAUAGCGAUGUGAGUGAAAAUAACUAUUCAACGAGAAAGGGGGUCUCUGGGACCAGGUCCAUAGUCUCUGGGUAGGAGGCUGGCCUACACGCCUCUCCAGGAAUCUGUGGCAUGGGAGCCUCCAUUACAUGCACUAAUCAGUAAUUUUCCACUGAUUUCAAUGUUGACUGCUCCAAGUUUAGAACUUAGCCCCAGAAUUACUCAUUUUUUUUCAGAACCCUCAUAUUUUCGGGAAAUUGUCUCAGAUUAGGCAUAAAAUAAAUGCACAUUUUUUUUGUGGAAUUUUGAAUAUAAUCAUUUUGUGAAAGGUGAGGAGUGAUGCAUUUCUAAACCCUUCGAUCAUUUCAUCUAUAGAUAUUUGUUUGCUCUCCACAAACAUGCGCACGUUGAUUCAUUAAAGUGUGAUUUCUCAGGAACUGACCCAUGAGUUUAAAAUUAGAAUAAAUUCUCCGACUUGGCUUCUUUUCCAGGGUGGUAUCUUCAAAAAUCCACCGGUCAGCUUUUUGCAGCUCAUGAUUUAUGUAGAGUAAAACCGGGAAUGUUUGACGCAAUAAGUUCUUCAUAAAGAGCGAUUCUGGAGCAAAGUGAUAAAUGUGACGGAAUGAGGAGCAGAACUUUGGUUUCCAAGGUGACUGCUCCAUGUUUAGAACGUUUGUUUAGAAGCUCCCUCCGCAAACAGUAAGACAUGAUUUAUAAACCAUUGUACAGCACUGCAGGACUUGUUGGUGCUAUAUAAAUAAUAAUAAUAAAACCAGUGCCCUCAUUAAUCCUCUCAAUGCCAGAGGGACGAAUAUGUCCCGUAUCAGCCACUUUAAAAGACAAGGGUUAAAUAAAACAUUAUGUAACAAGGGAUCUAAGGACAGGCUAAUUACAUUUUCUAAGGAUUUUUAUUUUAAUGUGACAUUAAAUGUGAUGGCAUUGUGAUCAGGGCUGCCAUCAGAAAUUUUGGGGCCCCUGACACAGCUCAAGGUCUGGGCCCCCCGUGCCUGCACCCGAGUCCACCCAAAGUGCUGCCCCCCCCCCGAGUCCGCUCACAGGGAUGCAGUGUCUGUACUGAUUCUGGUGUGUGUAUAGUGGAUGUAGAAUGUGUGUAGUGGAUGCAGAGUGUGUGUUAAGUGGAAACGGAUGCAGUGUGUAUAGUGGAUGCAGAUUGUACAUUUGUGUAAUGUAUGAGGUGUAUAUUAGAUGCAGAGUGUGUGUUUGUGUAGUGGAUGUAGUGUGUGUUUAUAGUGAAUGCAGUGUGUGUAUGUGUGUGUAGUGGAUGUAGUGUUUGUGUGUAUUAAAUGCAAUGUGUAUAGUGAAUGCAGAGUGUGUGUUUGUGUAGUGGAUGUAGUGUGUGUGUGUAGUGAAUGCAGAGUGUGUGUAGUGGAUGUAGUGUUUAGUGAAUACAGUGUGUGGAUGCAGAGUGUGUCUUUGUGUAGUCGAUGUAGUGUGUGUAGAGUGAUGACAUAGUGUGUGUUUGUGUAAGUAUUUAAUGUGUGUAUAGUGACUGCAGACAUUGUGUUUGUGUAGUGGAUGUAGUGUGUGUUGUGACUACAAAGUGUGUGUGUGUUUGUGUAGGUACUGCAGAGUGUGUGUUUGUGUUAGGAAGUAGUGUGUGUAGUGACUGCAGAGUGUGUGUGUAGUGACUCCAGAGUGUGUGUUUGUGUAAGGAUGUAGUGUGUGUAGUGACUACAGAGUGUAUGUUUGUUUAAGGAUGUAGUGUGUGUAAAUUUUAGUGAAUAUUGCGUGUAUAUGUUAGUGUAUAGUGUGUGUAAAUGUUAGUGUAUAGUGUGUGUAAAUGUUAGUGUAUAGUGUGUAUAGUGUACACACACACACUAACACACACACACACACUCACACUCUAACACACACACACUCUCUAACACACACUAACACACACACACACUCUAACACACACACACACACACACACACACACGUUUCUUUUUUGUUUUUUUUUAUUCAUCCCCCCAGCCUCCCUACCUUUGGGAGUGCUGAUGGGAUUCCCUGGGGUCCAGUGGUGUCACCCGGCAGCCGGUCCUGUGGGCGGGCUGGCGCGCGCGAGGGAGCACUCUCCCCCGUAUUCCGGCUCCGGUAUCAGUGCGGUGUGGGAGGGAGCUGAAGAGGAAGCACUCAAGGGAGAGUGCUCCUUCGCGCGCACACCAGCCCGCCCAGUGACACCAGGGCCAGCCUCAGGGGGCCCUAAGGUGACCGGCUGCUGGGCCCCCUAGGAGAAGAGGCUGGCCACAGUGGGUAUAUACCGGGUCGCAGGGCGGCCGGGCCUCCUGCGACCCCGGUAUGUACGCCACUGAAUGUGGGGCCCGGGACGACCUGAGCAGUCCGGGCCCAUGACAACCAUUAUGGUUGUCAUGCCCUGAUGGCGGCCCUGAUUGUGAUAACAGUAAAAAAAAAAAACUAAAAUCCUUUAGCAAAAAAACUCUACCAUGUCCUCUUUAAUUUGCUGCGAUGCAGGAAACGGGUUCAGUGGAGACGAACUUGGUUUCAUUUCAGCACAGAGUAGAGGGCAGAAUAGGUCAGAAGUCAGUGUGGUAGCAACAUUCAAGGGUGGGAAAAAGAGAAACAUAAGUUAAUAUAUAUGAAAAUUAAAUAAAUGUAAGGCCGAGAAAUGUUUUUAUAUUUUGAUUCAAAUCUAGUUGCUUUGCAUGAUGCACAAAAUAUUUCUAUAAUAGUAUGUUAACUUUUGUAAAAGGGGUCAAUUCACUAAACCCAAUAAUAAGUGUAAGUUGACAAGUUAUAUUCUGGUGCCCACAAGCUGGUCUGGAUUUUGCGCUUUGCAGAGUUGCUGAAAGAUUCUGAUGCGUUUCACAGAGUUAAGAGAUAGGUGUUAAAUCACAUUGUUUAUGCAUUCCUAGCCAUACCUCCCAUUUUCCUACAUUGUUCCUGAAAAAAUCCAAAUUGUUUAGCUUACCUUGUUGCAUAGUCUGUUUAAUUCCGAAUUUCUUAUUUCCUGCUCUGGUACUUGCUCCCAGCACAUGAUGCAAACUUCUAAAGUAAACACACUGUGUUGUCAGAUCUGAUUAAACAAUGAAAACCAUAGUAUAAUGUUGGCUGUGUUUGAGUCACAGCCAGGGGAGGUGUGACUAGGGCUGCUUAAACGGAAACAAAAGUGAUUUAACUCCUAAAUGGCAGAGAAUUGAGACUGCAGGGGGCAUGUUCUAAACAUCCAUAAUCACUUCAUUAAACUAAAGUUGUUUUGGUGCUUAGAAUAGCACUUUAAGUGGGUAGAAAACAGCCCUUAUAAAAUAUUUAAGUAUUUUUAAAACUUCCCACACAAUGGAUACAUAGAGAGAAAUAUAUAGACGGUUCUUUGUGCUCUGUUGAUUUGAUGUAGAAUAUUUUUUUCCCGGUAACAGGACUGAUCGUUUGUUCCGAUAGCUGAAAAUCUCCUAAGCUCCAGCACAAUACCUUUCCUGUCAGGAAACACGUUGUUAUUUUACAUCUUAUAUUGUCAAGCUUUUCAAAACCUGUAACGUGGUUUCUGCUGGGCCCCGCUGUAGUUAAUACUGUUUCACAAAUGAGCAUUUUAAAGGCCAAGUAUUAAAGGUAUUAAAUCAGGGGGUCUCAUUUCCUGUGCGGAUUAAUGGUGAUAUUUAUCAUAAUUAAUAUAUUUUUUGGUGUUUUUAUGUAUCAGCCAACCAAAAGUGGAAUGAAGACCGAAAAGGCCGUGGAGUUUCUCACCCUCAGCAGGUAACCGCCUGACCUCAUAUCUCCUCCAAUGUCUCCAAAAUUCUUAAAAUAUGCAGAUCACAAAGUUAGCUCCAUCUUGUUUUUAACAUGAGAAGACCAGACGGCAGAAUUAAGCUUAGUUUAAUUGUAAUUUGGCGCAUGUAUCCUCAAUCUAUGAAAGUCAGGGUACGCACACUGCCUGUGGUGUUUGAUGAGUUAUUGCAGUACCACUUCUGACCACCAGGUGACCCUAUAGCAUCUGUGGAUAAAAACUUACAAUUUACUUGUUGAGUUGCCAUUAAUUCCCAGAUUAAUGAAUAAUUAUAAUAUUUAUAAUCUGUGAACAGUUAGUAUAGUACAGGGCAUGCUUUUGUCUUCUUUAUUCUAUUAUAAAAAUGUUAAGAAAUCCCCCCCUUUUUUUAUUAACACUAAUAAUUGCUUCCAUGAGUGUGUGUGUUUACAACGUGCUUCUGUUUUUAUUUUGUUCUUUCUCCCCGUUUCUCUCUCGUUCAUUAAAACAUGUUUUUUGCUUUGAAUUUCCUGCCCGCGGAUGCGUUCAGUGACGGGGAUUCGUCUCUCAGUAAGUGCCUUGAUGUUUUAUUCACGGCUGUGGAACAGAUUCUGUUACUGACUUUUCAGAGCUAAAUGCAAUGACCCUUACAGAGAAACCAGGUAGAGCUUUGAGAUGCCGAGCUCUGGCGCGGUUUCCCUGGCAACUCUAAAAUAUUGAAAAGCGAGGAUGUCGACCCGGGAGUUUGAAAAAGCUCCAGAUUUUGUGAUAGGGAUGCGAACUGGCGUGUGUGUGACACAUUGUGUCAAAUCUCCCUCCCCCCCCCCACAUCUCUCCUCGUGAGAAAUAUUUCACCGAGUCUCAGACUUGUCACCUGGUAAACGUGACAGAUUCUGCUGUUACCAGUAUGACAAGGUACAAAAUAUUGUACUUACCGAGGAGAAACUCCCUAUAGUUAUUAAUAAAAGAGAAGAAUAGAAAUGUAAAUUGAAUCCUUUUAAAGGAGAAACAUUGUUAGUUUUUGGAAUAUCUCAUUAAACCUGCUUAGAUACAAUGUGAGUGAGUUCUUACCAAGGUAUAGCUUCCCAAUCCACGGUAAUAUGUUUUUCUGUCAUUUUAUUCUCUUCCAAACACCUCUUUUUGCGGAGUAGCUCAUUACAGACAGGGUUACAUUCUACCCAGAUAUUCAUUGCUUUAGCCCUUAUACUGGAUAUGGCAUGUUAUGUGCUUGUUUAACUCCUUCCAUACCAGAAUGGUCCAAAGGGUGUUAAAAAUAUGUAAUUUACCCCCAAUCCCUCGUUUACACAAGAUUUACUUUAUUUUAAAUGACAAAGUUCCAGUUAUGAAAGAUCACACAUUUCCCAUCUCCUGCUGGACUCCACUUGGCUGUGAAAUAAGCCUCUCUGAUGGAGUCAGUAAGGUUAAUUGUCCAUGUUUGGCCCCAAGUGUUCACAUGACCCAAACACAACUUCAGCUGAGCUCUUUCACCAGCACAGCGAGAGGGUGGAACCACAGGCCGCUCUUGUACAAUGCUCAGUCCUGCUGAUUGUCUUGUAGGGGCCCCGUUUACUAAACAGUGAGCCAGACUGUGUAAACCCAUAGCUAGCAGGUUAGAGAGCUGGUCCAGUCAUCCUGCGUGGCGAGUGGAGAAUAAACAACCUUUUCCAUAAAUUUGUACUCUAGGUGAACCCACAAAACAUUGCAUCUACAGGGGACUUUAGGCACACUUUCAUACAUUAACCUUGUAACACCCCCCUGACUGUCAAUCAGACAACUAGUACUGCUACUUCCAGUUUUUUUAGCUCAGUGGAGAUAAACUCAAGAGGCAGCAAUUGGCCAGAACACCUGCCUUGCAAAGACUUCUCAUUGAGCUGCAUUGGGAAGUCUGUGAUUGGACAGACACAGAAAGUCUGGGCGGGGUUAGAAGGGGAGGGCUUGCAGAGGCUGCAGACAAGAGACCUACAGCUAUUGCAAGCAGUUUUUAGAUUUAAAAAAAUGCAUAAUUAAAUGCAUGCAUGUUUUCCUAUGGGGUAUAUCUACUAAACAGUGAUUCUAGUUUUGUUUUUUGGGGCAGUGGAGUGUUCCUUUGAAAAAAUAUAAUAAAAUAAAAUCCAACCGAUUGAGGUUUUCCUGUAGCAUCACCCUUUAAUAUAUUGAUUUUCGCUGUGGCAUAGGCUGUCCAUGCUGCAGGUCAUCACCUUUCAUUAGCACAUUGAAAUAACGUUCUGUGCACAAUAUCCCAUGUCCUGUGUACCAUUAGGAGAAGGAGGCACAGUUUACAGUUUCUCUCCGGCUACACACUAUUUGCGAGUUGAUUUCCCCCUCGCAGAGAGGUCACAGAUUUUGUUCUCUUUUCAUGUUGGUUCCAGAGUCUGACGCAUUUGAUCUACUUUUUGAAAAAACUCCAGAUAAAGUUCAGGAAGUAAAGCAGGUGAGUUAACGAGCAGCCAUCUUUGAAGUAUCAACAGUUUUUUUUUAUAUUUUAUAAUUUUAACCCGAAAAUAAAUAGCAUUUAAAAAAUGUCACCAAUGCAUGGAGAUCAAUUAAUUUCUGGAAAUAAAUUUAGUUUGUGAAUUCAUGUUUCUUACAGAGACUUAAAUAGUGUUAAAUAGUGGAGAAUGAUGGACAGAAUUCAUUUUAUAAUUAGCAAUGUAAAUUAAUGAUUUUAUUAUAUAUUUAACUCCAUAUAUAAAAAGAAGGCGGUGAUUUAUUAGGAUUUAUAUGUUUUAUAUUAUUAAGUGUCUACAGUGCCUUGCAAAAGUAUUCACCCUCUUGGCAUUUUUCGUGUUUUGUUGCCUCACAACCUGGAAUUAACAUGGAUUGUUUGAGGAUUUGCAUCAUUUAAUUUACAGAACAUGCCCACAACUUUGAAAAUUUUUAUUUUUUUAUUGUGAAGCAAACAACAAAUAGGACAAAAUAACAGAAAAGGUCAAUGUGCAUAACUAUUCACCCCCUAAAGUCACCUUUUGCGGCAAUCACAACUCCAAGUCGCUUUGGAUUAGUCUCUAUGAGCUUGCCACAUCUUACCACUGGGAUUUUUGCCCAUUCCUCCUUGCAAAACUGCUCCAGCUCCUUCAAGUUGGAUGGUUUGUGCUUGUGAACAGCAAUCUUUAAGUCUGACCACAGAUUUUCUAUUGAAUUGAGGUCUGGGCUUUGACAAGGCCAUUCCAACGAAUUGACAUGUUUCCCCUUAAACCACUCAAGUGUUGCUUUAGCAGUGUGUUUGGGGUCAUUGUCCUGCUGGAAGGUGAACCUCUGUCCUAGCCUCAAAUCACGCACAGAGUUGUACAGGUUUGGCUCAAGAAUAUCCCUGUAUUUAGCACCAUCCAUCAAUUGAGAAGUAUGCUCCAGAAUUGCUUUUUUUUUUUGCAGAAUGUCUGAUGAUUCCUUUUUUUAUUUUUAAGUAAAUGUAUUGUAUUUUUUUACAGCAAUGUUUUCAAUGUUUCUUUUCUCACAGGCAAUCGUUAAGUUUGUGAACAAACCGCUGGCGAACCUUGGCCUGACAGUGACAGACCUAGACUCUCAGGUAGGGGGAUGAUAUGUGUUUGUUUGGAAUUAACAAGGUGACAUCAUAUAUAAUAACCAAUGAUAACCAUUAUAUUCAAGAACUGAUGCUGCCCCCCCCCCUGGGAUACUGGAUCAUUUAAUAUUCUCAUCAAUAGACCUUAGUAUAUGAAAAUAACAUGAAAAACAUUGAACCACUGUUUGGAAUACAAUGUUUUUCUGGUUAUAAAUUCUAUUUCUUUGUUUUACCUGACAUGAAGAAAUUAGUCUGAUCAGCCAAAAACAUGCGUUGGAUAAUCCAAUAAAAAGAGGGAUAUUUGGGUGAAGAAUAGAGUAGUGUUUAAUGUUCAAAUAUAACCAUCAGAGAGAGUGGAAAAAUUAUAAUCAAAAACAGGAAAUAUUCACUUUUCACCCGAUUUCCAGGUUUUUAAAUGUCAGAAGUAAAAAAAUAAUGGAGUGAUGGUAAAGUACCAGUCUGUCAUUAAAGACAUGUUUUCCCAACGUUCAAGUGUUUUACUAAUUACAUAGAUGUUUGGAAAAGCAUUGGGGGUGGUGUACAUGCGCAGCAAUCCUUGAGCUGCACCAAUCAGCAUCUCCUGUCCUGAAGACACAAACGAUCGGUAUUGGAAACAUGGCAAGACCAGAUCUGGAAGUUCCUCUAAUGACUGUAUGAGAAUGCUAUAUACACACUGUGAUUCUCAGGAAAGGCAGUGUUCGCAUUGUUGAGGCUGCAGAGACAGACUCUGUGCACGAGAACGACUACAUAGAACCAGUGUUUCUGGUGCUUAGUAUCCCUUUAAAGGAAAAGGACAUUCUAGUUUUUAAUUGUCAGAUUUUAUAGAGUUAUUCAUUAAAGUGUGAAUUUGCAGGAAUUUGAAAUAAAAAGUGAGUAUUAAAUGUUAGUCCAAAGUAGCAAAAUCAGGAAAAAAGUAAUCUAUGUUUCCAGUUCUUUUAUUUAGGCCUAAAUUUUAAAUAUACUUUAAAUUAAUUUUUAAUUCCUGACAGAUUUCACUUUAGUGAAUAAUUGUAACAGAGUAGAAUUUCUUACAGACCUGUAAACCAGGUGUUGACUACACUUCUACCUGUUUCAUUGUUUAAUAAAACAAACCAGAUUAAGAGAAUUAAACCUGUGCGUAUACAUUGACAUGACUGCGUUACACUGUCAUCUUUUAACUCCUAUUUUGAUGUCUAAAGCAAAAGGGGGGUUGAAUGCUAUAUAAACACACACUAUCCACUUAUAAUUUACUAUUAUUAUAUUAAUCAUACAUAAUUAGUAUUAUGUUUAUAAUAUAGACUAUUCAUGGAUAAAUAUCAAUGAAUAAAUAUCAUAUUAUUUACUAAUGUUAGUGGAGUAUAAAUAAUCUUAAACACAGUUUCACACAGGAAAACCAGACAUCAAAUGACAGAUAACACUAAGUAAUUAAUUUUACUUUCUAAAAAAAACAAAAAAAUAACAAAAUCUUACAAAGUUGCAUUGUAAGAAAGAGGUGAAGAAGAGUUUAGACAAGUCAGAAAGCUAGAUUUAAAGGUAUAUCCCAGACACUAAGACUGGGGAAAAGUCCUUGAAGUUGACAGGUUGUGUAAAUUAUAGCAGACAUAAAGAUUCCAAAAAAUUACGUCAAACGCAUCACCAAAUUCAGUUAACCCAUUAUACAAAAAGGUAAAUGGACCCCCUGACAAGAAUUUUCUGUGAUGUAAUUGCGCCAUCUACUGACCAAAAACUAGAUCGUAGUCUGUAGGGAAGACACACCUACAGUUCCCUAUUGGUCCUAUCGACUAGUGACAUGCAGAGAAUUUGCCCCUUUAAAAGUAAGGACAAAGGGAAGAGAAAGGAAAAACUCUUGGGGACUUACAGAUUCGGCCCAUUGGACACUGUAAACACUCUCUUGGACUCACAUCUAACAGCUAAGAUCCGACAUCUGAAUCAAAAGCUGGUCGCACCUAAUUCUUACUAUUACCUUUUCCAACUAACACAAUUUCAGAACUCUGAAAACUUUUCUAUUUCCCACAAUUCUCAUCAUACUAUCAUUUGAAAUUCCUGGGACAUAUCUACACAUCUGAUAGAAAAUCUACAACAUAACUAGUAAUUAUGCUGGUUUUAUUUAAUUAAAUUAAAUUAAUUAAUUUUGUCACAUGUUACUUAUAUUAUUUUUAUUAUUAUUGUCACAAUAAAUUUAAUUUUUAUAAUUAAUUUGUGAUUACUGUGUGGAGUUAAAUCCUCUAGUGAAACUUCCUCUAGGAUCUAUUAAAAUCGAAUGGCCCUGCUUUGAUUCCUGGCCUGUUUCUAUAUACAAUAUAAUUGUAGUUGUUAUUGUAUUGCAUAUUUUACUGUUUAUGAUAAUGUUGUGAAAAAAAUGAAUACACCGGGAGCAGACUUCCUUUCCUUUAAAUAAACUUUUUGAUAUUUUUUGUAAAGCAUGGCUGGCUGGCCGGCCUUUUUUGUUUUAUUUUAUACAGUUGAGAAGUUUUUUUUCAUUCUUUAUUAUUUUUUUCUGUUUUCCUGUUCUACCUUUGGAUACAAACUUUGGAUCUCACUGUGUGCUCCCAGAAAAUGAACAUGAAAUGAAAUUUGCAGCAAAGAACAACUGCUUUCUAUAUUCUCAGCGAAUGUUCGGCAUUAACCUGACCGUUUGCUUGUUGUUCUGUUUGUUUUUUCGUUAGUUUGCAGAUGGGGUAAUAUUACUGCUGCUAAUUGGACAACUUGAAGGCUACUUUCUAAAUCUGGGCAGCUUCUUUCUGACCCCCAGCUCAAAGGAUGAUCAGGUAUAGUGUGACAUUCUCAGCCAUCAUUUCGCAGCACCUACAGCGCGUCAUUAUGGUGCUAACAGAGUCAUUGUAACCAGGAUAAUUAGUGUUCGUGGGUACUGUAUUCAGGAUUUCAUGGACUGUAUCUCCCAAUAGUCUCAGUUAGUCUUCGUUUCCCACCGCAGCUGUAGUGCUUCCAUGCGUAUAAGUACAUAACUGUGUUAAUUUACAUGUACUGAUUGACUUUGACGAUCCACUGUGGUUAUUGCCCCCAACUCUGCACCUCUGAAGUGGACACCCAUCCCCUAAUCUUGCAUGUCUGAAAAGGAAUUGGCUCGUAGCUCUGAGGACUACAUUAUCUUUUAAACAUAAUUUCUCUAAGAUUUGGCAUGUGCAGUUAUCUCUUAAAAAGACUAAAAGACAAAAAUCGCAUUGUUUUUAGUGUUAAAAUUCCUUUAGAACAAAAGCAAAGACGUUCCCCACGCACUAUCCCAAAUCGUUGUGAGGUUUGUAGUAUCACUCCAAUGGCCAUUAAAGUGUAAGCUCACUUGCCACGUUCAGGUGAGUCCAACACUAAUAUUCACCUCGCUGCUUUCAGCUUAAAGGCAGAACCUCUAAUGAGACCGAGAGGGGUCUUCUUCCGAUCCCCUACACACUUAAUGGGGUACAUAUGGGGUGGGCGGCAGCACUGCAACAUUGCUGUGAUUUCUGAUUUAGUUUUAUGUGUUUGGGCUGAUAAAUACCAUAGACAAGAGUAGUGGGAGUUUGAGUAGAACUUUAUUUUGUGUAUUUUUCUUUUGAAACAAGCCGUCACAGCCUCAUUGGUCAUUUGCCUUUUGUCCAUGUUUUGUCGCUAAAUGCGGCGUGCUUUUCCAUGCUUUUUACCAAUAAGCUUUGAAUAACCUUACCUGCAACAAACCGUCACACAUUCACUCUAUCACAAGGAGCCGGUCUCCAGAGCCAACAGCUCGUUCAGCAGAAUUUACAUAAAAUACAAAUUUUCACGUGUUUGAUAAAAGAUUCAUGAGUCUCUGUCGGGAGAACGAUUCUCCUGGCUUCGCACAAUCAUGAGUAAACAUUUUAUUUAUGCUGUCACUGAAAUCAAAACAUUUGUACAAAUUUACAUAUUCUUCCGAUUUCCACCUGUCUGUUCACAAAUGUCAGAGAAAUGAAAACCUCGAAUCAAGUUGUCAGUCUCGACUUCUUAAAUGGGAAAUCAUGCAAUCAUGCGGAAAGCAAGUACGAAAAUGUUCCCGUUCACUCUGAAUGGGCCCCGUGAAUCCUGGAGAGGGCCACACAUUCUCUUACAUGUUAUUGUUUUGGCAGAUUCUGUGAAGUUUGAAAAUGUUGUUAUUGUUAUUACCAUUUAUUUACUGGCAAUAUGUUCUGCACUCAGUCACACUAUAGCAAACUUUAAAUAAAAAUCAAAUAGAGAAAAGAAAUACUAACAACAUAUUUUAUUUAGAGUUCUACCAUAUUGGGCAGCACAGUAUUACAGGAACAUUAUAGCAUUACAAACAAAUACAAACAUGUAUUCCUAAUGCUAUCGUCUUAAUAUACCGAUCUAUGUCCCUCCACCCCCCACACCAGUGAGGGUUUGUAUAGUGAGUAUCGGAGGCAGGGAGGGGGGUUUUAACAGGAAGAGCAGGUGCUCCGGGCCCCGCCACUGCACCCACACUUUAGUGGUCCUUUAAGGACAAACAUACAAGCACAUACACGCAGUAUGUCUGUACAUGCAAAGGAUGGGGGGUCGGGGUAGUGGAGAUUGUUAAUGUCAGUUUGUAUCUCACAGUCUGUUAGAGCAUAAGCUUUAGGGGCAAUAUCUGCAUUUGUGUACAAACUCCAGGUUAUGAAGAUAAGUAAUGGUGAAGAAGGACCCCUUAAGGACAUGUCAUGAUUCCCUUUUAUUCCAGGAGUUUGGUCCUUAAGGGGUUAAAGGGAAGGACUGCAUCCCAGCCAUUUUAAUGGAAAUGAUCCACGUUAAUGAAAUGAAUAGAGGUACUAACAUGACUAAAAUGGCAGAGAAUCAGUCAGAAUGUUACUGCAGUUCAUCACAAGUGGUUUUUCAUGAAUAUAAGAGUGAAUUAAUGUGUUCGCCUCAGGCAGUGUUUCAGUUUUUUAAAUGUAUUUCUGCUCUCGAAAAAUACAGCAUUAUUCAUUAGUACUUUUAGGCGUUUUUGAAAGAAAGAUUAAGAAUUCUAAUAAAUACAUAUAUUCUAGGAUACAUGUAGGAAGAUUAACUCAAACCCCGGGUGAUGAAGGUAUUCAGGGAUGUGAGUGCAGAGCCGUGUAUUACGUUGUAUCUAAAAUGAAUGCAGUGCGCUAUCAUUCCGUGUGCUGAUCUCAUUCAUCGAUCUAACAUAUUCUCCCUGACAGAUACACAAUGUAUCCUUUGCUAUGGAUCUUCUUAAGGAUGGAGAAAUUCUGCAAAAUCCUAUCAACCCUGAAGGUCAGUAUCGCAUCAAGCGUAAGGGGAGGAGUUCUAUUAGCGAACCGGGAGAAGACAUUUCCCAUUAUUAGUUUAGGAUUUUUUCUGUGUGUUAAAAUUGGAAUAAUGAUCCAUGAUAAUAAAUCCCAUCACAUUACCCACUAUUAAAGGGCCACUAUAGUGCCAGGAAAACAUACUCGUUUUCCUCGCACUAUAGUGCCCUGAGGGUGCCCCCACCCUCAGGGUCCCCCUCCCACCGGGCUCUGGGGAGAGGAAGGGGUUAAACUUACCUCUAUCUCCAGCGCCGACGGGGAGCUCUCCUCCUCCUCUCCUCCCUCUUCUUCUGGCAUUGGCUGAAUGCGCAUGCGCGGCAAGAGCCGCGCGCGCAUUCAGCCAGUCUAUAGGAAAGCAUUGUCAAUGCUUUCCUAUGGACGCUGGCGUCUUCUCACUGUGAAAAUCAAUGAGACAGCCACUAGAGGCUGGAUUAACACAUAGGUAAACAUGGCAGUUUCUCUGAAACUGCUAUGUUUAUUAAAAAAUGGGUUAAUCCUAGCUGGACCUGGCACCCAGACCACUUCAUUAAGCUGAAGUGGUCUGGGUGCCUAUAGUGGUCCUUUAACUCUAUAUUUCUUUGUGUGCCAUGAUGUGGUAGCAGUUUGGCUAUUUAUACAUAGAGAGAAUUUAAAAAAUCUUUUUCAGUGAAGGUGACAAUCCCAACACCCAUCCUUGCGUACUGUUAUCGGGAAAGUGGCUGAAUUAAUGGCUGCUGCCAAUUACAAGUUUAAAGAUUUUUUAAGAAAUUUUGCCAAAUGUCCAACAAGUCCAUAAUUGUGAUGAAAAUUGUCCUUCAGCAAGAUUGUGAUCACUUGGGCUUAACUGUCUCUCAGAACCUUGAGGGCCCUUUUUCACUGAACCAAUUGUAAAUGGUAAUAGAUGUGAUAAUUUAGCAUCGUUUACAGCUCAUAAUCCGACAUAAACAUGUUAAAAUCAAACCAUAGAUCGUAAUGCUCGGAGGGAAGACAAUAUCCUGGAAAACAUAUAUGUGAAUCUUGUAAAAACAUUUUCUUCAAAUAGUAAUUCUGACAAAAUUUACUACUAGAUACAUUUAAUAGUUUAUUGAUAAUUUGUCAGUCCAUGGUGUCGUUGCUACUUAUAGUUUUCAUAUCUUUUCAUUUCCCGUUUGUUUCUUCUUCCUUUUAUCCAGAUAUUGUGAACAGAGAUAUUAAAACAACUCUGCGGGUUCUGUACAGUUUGUUCCUUAAACACAAACACAGUUGAAAUACUCCGGAUAAAGAGGUCAGACUUUGCCAAAAUCUUUUAGCAUCGAGGGAGCCACCGAGCGUCAAAACACAUUCUUGGGAGAAAAACAGCAAUCCUGCAAGCAAUUUAAAUUAGUUUUUAUUUUUUAAAUAAAGCAUAAAAAAAUCUACUUUUACUAUGAA
This is a messenger RNA of Pelobates cultripes (western spadefoot toad), 39815 nucleotides long. The record is from the annotation of a GenBank genome assembly. Lineage: Eukaryota; Metazoa; Chordata; Amphibia; Anura; Pelobatidae.